Messenger RNA from Drosophila serrata, 2383 nucleotides. RefSeq lists its product as uncharacterized. Gene Ontology annotation, biological process: SCF-dependent proteasomal ubiquitin-dependent protein catabolic process. The record is from RefSeq and is a predicted model, not a curated record. Lineage: Eukaryota; Metazoa; Arthropoda; Insecta; Diptera; Drosophilidae. Gene Ontology annotation, cellular component: SCF ubiquitin ligase complex. Gene Ontology annotation, molecular function: protein binding.
UCCACUUUUUCCGAAGCGCUUUUCCACCGGUGGCAAGGUGAAUCUGUUCCAGCACACCAUGUCAUCGAUCUCGGCGCAGGGCGUGGUCGAGAGAGCCUCCGCCGAAUUGUCGAAACGAAUCAACGGGCUGGGGCUGCGCUCGAAGCACCACCACAGUGGCUCCGGAAGUGGUGCAGCCGGGGACACGGCCACCGCACCGGGAACCACGCCCACACCACCGACAUCCAGCGGCAAGACGUCGGUGAUGGAGCGGGUAACGAACGCACUCUGCGGCGGAGGCAACUCCAACUCCAACUCCGGAUCGGGAUCGAAUGCCGCCAAUAGCAACUCCUCCUCGCCGGCAGCUGCCGCUGCCACUGCUUCGCCUGCCAGCAAUGCAAAUCCUCCCCAGACGCCCGACAAGCCCUCCAGGGGCAGUAGCCCCAGUCCCGGAGGCAUUGCCAUUCCCAGUGGCCAGCCGCAGGUGUCCAACUCCACACACCACCUCCUGCAGCAGCAGCAGCAGCAGCAGCAGCAGCAACUGCAACUGCAGCAGUCGCAGCAGCAACAUCUUCAGCUGCAGGCCUCCACGCUGAUCAACUCGAACCACCACGUGAUGGUGGGUCCAGCCCCGCCCACAGGCAUGCCCCUGGGAGCACCACCCACGCCCACAGUAAAGUCCAUUGCCAAGCAGAUGAACAUAACCAUACCGGGCGGCGGAGUCGGACCGGGUUCGCCCACCUUCAGCACCAUGGGCAUGGUGGCGGCACAGAAGGCGGCCGCUGGCGGUGGCGGCGGCGGCAGCGGUGGUACCCCUCUGCAGCUGAGGAAGCAGCUGCCCAAUCCUCACCUGCAUCACCCGUACGGGAACAUGGCGGUGAACCAGUCACCGCUGAUCAUGCAGCACCAGCUCCACCCGCCGCCCAUCCACAGCAUCGAGCUGCUGAUGCUGGACGACCGCUUUCUGAGCCGCUUCUUCCAGUACUUCUCGCCCUACGAGCGCCGCAUCCUGGCCCAGGUGUGCAUCAAGUGGCGGGACACACUGUACCGCAGUCCGCGCUACUGGAGCGGCCUGCUGCCCACGCUGCAGUGCCGCGAACUCCGCCAGAUGCCGGGCUGUGAUCGCGGCAAGCUGUACAACUCGCUCAUUCGUCGGGGAUUUCACGCUUUAGGUUUGGUGGGUGCCUCCGAUGAGGAUGCCCUGGAUGUGGUCCACUCCUUCCCGCUCGCCUCCAAGCACGUCCAUUCGCUCAGCCUGCGCUGCUCCUCGAUCAGCGACAGAGGACUGGAGACGCUCCUGGACCAUUUGCAGAGUUUGUUUGAACUGGAGCUGGCUGGCUGCAAUGAGGUGACCGAGGCGGGUCUGUGGGCGUGUCUUACGCCCCGCAUCGUGUCCCUCUCCCUGGCGGACUGCAUCAAUAUUGCGGAUGAGGCGGUGGGCGCGGUGGCCCAGCUGCUGCCCUCCCUCUACGAGUUCUCGCUGCAGGCUUACCAUGUCACGGAUGCGGCGCUAGGCUACUUCUCGCCGAAGCAGAGCCACAGCCUCAGCAUAUUGCGACUGCAGUCGUGCUGGGAACUAACCAACCAUGGCAUCGUUAAUAUCGUGCACUCCCUGCCCCAUCUGACGGUACUAAGCCUGUCCGGAUGCAGCAAGCUGACGGACGACGGAGUGGAGCUGAUUGCCGAGAAUCUGCAGAAGCUGCGCGCCCUGGACCUGUCCUGGUGUCCCCGCAUUACGGACGCCUCGCUCGAGUAUAUCGCCUGUGAUCUGAACCAGCUGGAGGAGCUGACGCUGGAUAGAUGCGUGCACAUAACAGACAUCGGCGUUGGGUAUAUCUCCACGAUGCUGUCCCUAACCGCCCUCUUCCUGCGCUGGUGCUCCCAGGUGCGUGACUUUGGGCUGCAGCACCUGUGCUCAAUGCGCAACCUGCAGGUGCUAUCUUUGGCCGGCUGCCCGCUACUGACCUCUUCGGGUCUGUCCAGCCUGAUCCAGCUGCGGCACCUGCAGGAGCUGGAGCUGACCAACUGCCCGGGGGCGUCGCAUGAGCUGUUCGACUACUUGAAGGAGCACCUGCCUCGCUGCCUGAUCAUCGAAUAAUCGAUGUUGGACGGCGGCCCUAUCUCUUUAGAACCCGGACAAUGGACGACACUGAUUUUGGUUUGAGUUCGGUGUAUGAUUAUUUGGUACACUUAGCCUCCAGGCGGCAAGUUCCUCGCGUGCUAUGUGACUUUAACUUUCCGUCAACACUGUACUCACUACUCUCUAUCCCUUAUAGUUUUAGACUUUUUAUGAUUUCUGCUGUGAUUUGAUAUGGAACUUAGUUAAGUUGAUCUGUUUAAGACGAUGUACCACAAAAGACCCGAAGAUGAUAUUUAUUUACACGCAAUGCAAUAUGUCUAAUAU